Messenger RNA from Lizanozyma spartinae, 3474 nucleotides. RefSeq names its product calcium-transporting ATPase (gene PMC1). Lineage: Eukaryota; Fungi; Ascomycota; Pichiomycetes; Serinales; Debaryomycetaceae. Gene Ontology annotation, cellular component: membrane; intracellular membrane-bounded organelle. Gene Ontology annotation, molecular function: ATP binding; ATP hydrolysis activity; P-type calcium transporter activity. The transcript has a single exon. The coding region runs from base 1 to 3474 and encodes 1157 amino acids. The record is from RefSeq and is a predicted model, not a curated record. Gene Ontology annotation, biological process: intracellular calcium ion homeostasis.
AUGGCAAAUAAUGAGCAUUCUCAAGGCUCAGAUACUUUGGAAGUACCAAAUAGAUCAAAAUUAGAUAUUCCACUGCGUACCAAUAUUAAUGAUAAUGGUGGAAAUAUAAGUGAUGUUUCAAGUGUAUCUUCAGAUACUCCCUUGCAAAAGGGAUUCUAUGAAAUAUGUCCACGAGAAUUAAGUCAACUCCAUGAUCCUAAAUCAAUUGCUAGAUUGUAUAAUUUAGGUGGAUUAGAUCAUUUGGUAUAUGACUUACUAAACAGUUCGACAUCUCAUGGUAUUCAAGAUCGUGAUGAGGAAAAUGAUAUACAACCAAGAAAACUUCAGUUUGGUGAGAAUGUUUUACCUACAAGAAAACCAAAAUCAUUUAUAAGAUUAUGCUGGGAAGCUAUGCAUGAUAAGGUUUUAAUCCUUUUAUCCAUAGCUGCUGUAAUCUCUCUAGCUCUUGGACUAUAUGAAACUUUUGGUCAAGGUACUGUAUACGACGACGAAGGCUUACCGUUACCCAAAUUGGAUUGGGUAGAAGGGGUGGCCAUCAUAACAGCAGUUAUCAUUGUCGUCAUUGUGGGUGCUGCUAAUGAUUGGCAAAAGGAAAGACAAUUUGCAAAGUUAAAUGCUAAAAAGGAAGAUCGAGAAGUUGUCGUUAUUAGAAAUGGCUCUCAGAAAUAUAUUUCCAUAUUUGACUUAUUGGUUGGUGAUUUAAUCAACUUACAAACUGGUGAUGUGAUCCCUGUUGAUGCUAUUUUAGUUUCUGGUGAAAUUGAAUGUGACGAGUCUUCAAUUACUGGGGAAUCAAAUACUGUUCGUAAAUGGCCUGCUCAAGAUUGUCUUCAUCAUUAUGAACGACAAUUACCAACUACUGAAGAUUUGGGGUCAACAGAAAUAAAAUUUAAAGAUCCGUAUAUGAUAUCAGGUUCAAAAGUACUUGGUGGUUAUGGUAAUGCCAUCGCCACAGCUGUUGGUCCUAAUUCUAUGCAUGGUAGAACUAUGAUGGCUUUAGAUGUGGAAGCAGAAGUAACUCCAAUGCAAGCUCGUUUGGAUGCUCUUGCCGAAGGUAUUUCAAGAUAUGGGUUCCUUGCAGCUUUGAUUUUAUUUGUGGUUUUAUUGAUUAGAUAUGGUGUUCAUAUUGCUCCAAAUGGUUCUUUCCAUGACUUACCUGCAACAGAGAAGGGUAAGAAGUUUAUUGAUAUUUUAAUUACUGCUGUGACAAUUGUGGUUGUUGCCGUACCUGAAGGUUUACCUCUUGCUGUUACUUUGGCUUUAGCGUUUGCAACUACUAGAAUGGCUCAAAAUGGUAAUUUGGUUAGAGUCUUAAAAUCCUGUGAAAUCAUGGGUGGUGCAACGGCAAUUUGCUCAGAUAAAACAGGAACUUUAACGGAAAAUAAAAUGCGUAUUGUUAGAGCUUAUUUCAAUAAGGAUUUCUUCUUCGAUUCCAGAUCAGAUGCACUUUCAACCGUCACUAACCUCCCUGGUGGACUUAAAGACGUUAUUGCUGCAAAUAUAACCUUGAACUCGACUGCAUUUGAAAAUGAAAAGUUUGAUGAAUCCAUAUAUAAUAAGGCUAGAGAAAAGCCCAAGCCAAAAUCAUUGAUCUCUACUUUAAUUUCCAAUAUACGAGGUCAACAAAAAGCACAUUCUCAGACUGCUUUAGGUGUUGAGUCUGAACCUUAUUUGGGUAACAAAACUGAAUCUGCUUUACUUAUUUUUGCCAGGGAAUCAAUGAAUCUUUUCAAGCUGCAAAGUCUUGAGUCUAUUCGUACUCAAAAUCGUCCAGAAAUCGUUCAAACUAUACCUUUUGAAUCUUCUCGUAAAUGGGCUGGUAUCAUUGUUAAGUUGGGUCCAGGUAAAGGUUUCCGGUUUUAUAUCAAAGGUGCAGCUGAAAUUGUAUUCAAACAAUGUGGGUAUGAAACAACUACUAAUCAUAAACUCGACAGAUCUGAUAGAGAACGGGUAUUAUGCAAAAUUGAUGAAUAUGGUAUUGAUGCCCUUAGAGCAAUCAUGUUAGCCCAUCGUGACUUUUCCCAUUUGAAAUCUUGGCCACCCACUGAAAUUGCUGAUGAAAAUAAUCCUCGGGAAGCAGAUCCUAAGCUUUUAUUCAAUGCUUCUCAUUCUGCAUUUCAAGAACGGAGCUUGAUUUUGGAUAUGCUCGUAGGUAUUCAAGAUCCUGUCAAAGAAGAUGUCCCUGAAGCAGUUUUACAAUGUAAGAAGGCUGGAGUUUCUGUUCGUAUGGUCACUGGUGAUAAUUUGCGUACUGCCAAAUCCAUUUCAAAGAAUUGUAAUAUCCUUGUUGCUCCGGAUUUGGAUAAUGAAUUUGCAUGUAUGGAAGGUCCAGUGUUUCGUGAAUUACUGUUGAAGGAAAGACAAAGAAUUGUACCUAAUUUGAAGGUGUUGGCAAGAUCAUCUCCUGAAGACAAAAGAAUAUUGGUUGAUACUUUAAGAAAAUUAGGUGAAGUUGUUGCUGUUACUGGUGAUGGUACUAAUGAUGCCCCUGCAUUGAAAUUGGCUGAUGUUGGGUUUUCUAUGGGUAUUGCUGGUACCGAAGUUGCACGUGAAGCUUCCGAUAUUAUUCUAAUGACUGAUGAUUUCACUGAUAUUGUUCAAGCCAUCAAAUGGGGUAGAACAGUUGCAACUUCCAUCAAGAAGUUUAUUCAAUUUCAAUUAACAGUGAACAUUACUGCUUGUGUGCUUACAUUUGUUUCAGCUGUUGCAUCAUCGGAUGGGCAUUCAGUUUUAACAGCUGUCCAAUUGCUUUGGGUUAAUUUGAUUAUGGACACUUUAGCUGCUUUGGCAUUAGCAACAGAUAAACCAGACGAUUCACUUUUAAACCGUCCUCCAGCAGGUAGAACACUGCCAUUGAUUUCAACAUCUAUGUGGAAAAUGAUUCUUGGACAAUCAGCCAUGCAAUUGACUGUAACUUUUAUUCUUCAUUUCAAAGGGCCUCAUUUCUUCUUUGGUAACGGUGCAAUUGAUAAUCACGAACAGAAACAAUUGGAUGCUAUGACCUUCAAUGCCUUUGUUUGGUUACAAUUCUGGAAGUUGGUGGUCACAAGAAAGCUUGAUGAGGCUGAUGAAAUCACUACUAUUAGAGGACGUAUCACUAGAGAGAAUUUGGAUUUCUUCCAACAUUUAUUGAGAAACUGGUAUUUCAUUGUCAUUACUGUACUUAUUGGAGCAUGUCAAGUGCUUAUUAUGUUUGUUGGUGGAGCAGCAUUUUCUAUUGCUAGACAAACUCCUGGAAUGUGGGCUACCGCUAUUAUUUGUGGGUUCCUUUCUAUUCCUGUUGGUAUAAUCAUUCGAAUCAUCCCCAACAUUUGGGUUGAACGGUUAUUCCCAACCAAAGCAUUCAAUACAUUCUUGUACUAUGCUGGGCUCAAGUUCCUUCUGAAGAAGAAUAGAGCCAACAGAAAGAACUCUGAUGAAGAAGCUGGUAAUAAGAGGGAAAAUGGUGAAGUAGAGCCGGGGAAGGCUGAAUAA